This is a messenger RNA of Ictalurus furcatus (blue catfish), 4195 nucleotides long. RefSeq names its product spindle and kinetochore associated complex subunit 3 (gene ska3). The record is from RefSeq and is a predicted model, not a curated record. Lineage: Eukaryota; Metazoa; Chordata; Actinopteri; Siluriformes; Ictaluridae. Gene Ontology annotation, cellular component: outer kinetochore; spindle microtubule. Gene Ontology annotation, biological process: chromosome segregation; mitotic cell cycle. The transcript is spliced from 11 exons. The coding region runs from base 248 to 2077 and encodes 609 amino acids.
UCUAACAAAGUUAAUAUAGUAAAAAAAAAAAAAGUGAGUCGUGUAAGUUAACUGAAUGAACCUUGUGUGUAUUAUUAUAUAUUAAAAAGCAAACUAAGCCGUUUUGUUUUGCUAGCGUUUGCUAGGAGAGCCACUGCUGCUGAUUUGUCGCUUACUUUUAUGUUGUAUUUAACUGAAUGAGCGUUUUAGUUGCUAGGUAUUUCUUUCCAUAUUAGCUUCUCUGAGUCUAGCCUGUCGGAUUGUUCACAUGGACACGUCGACACGCUUUUUCUCCAAGUUACGCAGUCUGGCUGUGCUUUUAGACACAGAAAGAGCCAAUCUGGAGCACACUGCGAGCCUGGACCUGGACCAAGACUAUGAUGAUGCCGAAAGUGGCGCAGUCCAAGCACUACAUGAGCUCCAUUCUGAAGUUCGAGGACUUAAGAAACGGGUCCAAGGCCAAGUGGCAUCUCGGGAGGAUGGGAGUACUGAGCUGAGGAGCUUCGUUAAAGCCUGUAUGGUGCUGAAACAGAGGACUACAGAGGACAUUGAACGAAUUCAGAGACACUAUGAAAAAUAUGGCUACAAACCGCAGAAAGCCUGCCCGAAGCCAGAAGGCGAGGCAGAUGCAAGAUGUUCUGUAGAUGGUGAGCCCGAGGGAGAGCUAUCUGUAGAGAUAGCGGGAGAUGAAGACGAGCCGGUUGAAGCUCCAGAGUGUAAAACACCCGAGAAGAUGGCACCUCCAGCUGUUGACCCAAUGCGCACUCCGCAGCUCUCGGAUUUCGGCCUGUCUGCGCUUCACCUGCAGAUGGUGCUUGGCAAUUCAGAAACGUUUCAUGGUUUAGCUCCAGCUGUGGCUCUCACACCACCAUCGCUUGACCUCAUGAUGAUACACGAAUCCCAACCAAAGACACCAAAGUGCUCUCUGAUUAUGGACGAGGAGGCCCUGACCCCUCGACUGGAAGACUUUGGCAUCACAGAAAGCACAAUGUGUUUUAAUAACGAUUUUACCAUGGACCUGUUUCGCAAGCGACCACCAAAAGACAGGCAGACUAACAGCACAACACAAGAGAUUGCUCAGAGAGAACCACACAGCCUGCCUACAUCUCCAUCUUGUGUCCCCCGUGGGAGGCUUUCUGCCGACAGCAUGGAGUCCCCAGAGGUGCCUUUGUUUUCUACGCUGGAGAUUAAGAUGAAUAAACAACUCGGUCAAUCAUAUUCUCCGCCAAACAGAGCGAGCGAUCCCGGUUCCCCCUCUCGUCUGAGUGCUGCCCCUGCUACGCCUGAACUCCCUACGUUUGAGACCCCUUACGUCGGCAAGCUCAUCAGUGCCAGAAAGGAGACCAAACGCAACAAAGUAGGGGGUCUUACAGGCUCACCGAAGAGCACGUCGUACCAAAACGAAGGCCCGUCUGUCAGAGUUUCAUCGUCUGAAAAGCCACAAAUGCCAGUCGGCCUUUCUCAGAUGGAGGAGACCAUGCCCGAAAUGCCAAGACUGCAGUCCUUCUUUAGCAGCACUUUACCUCAUAUAGGGGCCGGUGAUCGGUCAGCAGUGACCGAGCCCCCAGGUCCUCCGCUUCAAGCUGAUGAACACACACAGGAUUGGUGUCUGGCCACACCACGCAUCCGCAUGGAGUUUGACGUCGAGCCACGCACACCUGAGAUGCCGGAUAUGAGCUCCAUCACACAGGAUAUCUUUAAACUUGUGGCUCAGGCUAAUAAGCAACAACCCACCACUACAUCAGUACUUACAAGCUCAAAGACUAAUCUGAACACACUGGCCCCUGGGAAGGAAAACAGAACUCCGAGUGUUGCUCAAGUAUCUGAAAAAGAGUUUCAUGGGCUGGCAUCUUACAUGAAACAGAUCCCCCUCACCAGUCUCAACUCCGCACUCAACAAAAUCAACCAAGUACUUGACAAGCGGCGCAGAGACGGUCUACCAAACUCUGAAGAAUUUCACACGGAAGAUUUGAGGAAGAUCUUGGACGUGGGGCCUCAGACUCCCAUGUACAUCUUUUGUCUUCUUGAGCUGAAAAGGUUGGAGAAUGUGCAGGGAUGUGGAAGAAAUGCAAUUUUUAAGAUCCUAACUAAGACAUAAGCAAUUAAAGCAAAUUGUUCAAAAGUCUUUUUGUCACAUAAACAGAAUCUGAUGCCGAAUUCUCAUAUCUUCAAUGACGCCCCAUCCGAGCGUUCUUCUGCUUCAGUGCCAGAUGUUGCAGUUGUAGUUAAUUAUUUGAAGUACAUUGUGUAGUAAAUGUAUAUUAUCCUGAUAAAAUAUAUAUAUUUGCGUGUAUGAUUUCUACUCCUCUUAGCUGUUUUUUAUGUAAACAUUUCAUCUCGAAAUAUUUUAGAAUCACUUGCUUUAAUACACAGUGUGCAUUCAGUGGUUUGUGGAUUAAGCCGUGUCUUUUUAGAUGCAAGAAGAGGCUUGGGAAGCAAAACAACUGCCUUUGUGUUCAUUUUAUGUGUAGUACUAAAUAAAGUUUAGACAACUUCCAACAGAUUGAAAAAUAAAUGACCUAAAAGCCCACUUCUAAUAUUCUAAUAUUAAGAUGAUAAAGUAGAGACCUUGUUUAUGCACAGAAAAAGAUGUAAACACAUGCUUUUUUCAAUUGCUGAAAUGCAGUAAACAUUUAGGUCCUUCAAGUUCCUUUUACUCGAAUGUCCAGGUCGGUAAGUUGUGAGGCAUAAUGCAUGAGGAUCGGUGGUGGCUGGUGGUUAUUAAUCUUGAGGAAGCACAACUGUGUGUUAUGGACAUACACGUUUAACAUGAAAAAUCAGUCUAUAUUAACGCGCUUGUUGUGAUAUGUUGCUAUAUCUAUACUAACAGCUCGUUCACAGGAAUUUUUAGGAUGGAUGCGAGGCAUAAUUUAAGACAAAUAUAUAAUAAACACAGCCAAUCGAUUUUACUACAUCAAGACAGCUUUUUUCGUUCACUGAGUUUUGAAUUAAAGUCUGCCGCCUUAUUUCAUUUUAAGUCUCUCUUCAUAAGCAGGAGCAUCAAAAGACUUUUGUAAAAUCAGGUGAAGCUUAGCAGUGUCAAAACAUAGCUAAGCUGCUAGCUGGCUAGACUUAAACCACCUAUUUUAGAAAUGAAUACAAAUAAUCAAACAGAACUUUUAUACUUGCAGGUUAUUUACAAUAUUUACUAAUUACACCACUGGGGCAGAUAUGUCUGAGUUUGAGAGGUCAGUCAUGUUCAUUUCGAUUUCAGUGUUUGGCCCCUUUGAGAGAUGCACAGGCUUCACCGAGUGUGUAUUAGUUCUGCGUUAGGGGCGAAGGAAGGAAAAAUCUUUCACCCAGGCGGCGUUGUCAACCAAAAAGUUUGACUUAAAUGAAUGAACAGUGAGAUAUUUCAUUGAGAUAUUUUGAUUCCAUUCAUGUAUAGACCAAGGGUGUCCCAAAUCCGGUCCCAGGACCAAACGCCAAACUCGGACAGACGUUACUUGCCUAUUAGGUAGAGAACCCAAUACACUGCAUUUUUUUUCUUUACAAGUCUUUAUAAAUAAAAGCCUUUUUUCUCUCUGACUACGUCUGCAAAUUAAUUUACAGGAUAUUUAAUCAUUGUUAGAGGCACAAACUUAACAGUGAGAGCAGCUGAUUUCCAAAGAGCUGGAAACCACCAAGCAUGGAAAAUGUUUUGUAAAUUCUUCAGUCUCCUUUUGUUUCAAGUCCCAAAGUGGAUUCACUAACAAGUAUUUAAAGUGAUAAUUUGAUUUUAUAUUGUGAGUUUGUCCAAUUACUUUGGUCCCUGAAAUAGGACCACCCCUGGUAUAAACUUUGGGAAAAAUUUCAUAGCUACACGUUAGUGACAUUUUUAGGGGUAGGGGAAGCGGAGCUCCCUGUGUAGUGUUGAAGCAAUCGCAUGUGAUGAAGACACAAUGAUGACUUGUGAUUAAUGGUUAUACAAGCAUUUGUAGAUCACUGAAUAACUGUAAUAUCCCUAUACGUCAUCUACAGAUCUAUCAAUUUAAUGGACAGGUGGUAAUACCUGAACAGUCAAAUAGGGAAUAGCCUGAGGACUGGUGGCUUGAUUGUGAGACCAAAUCAUCCUUAGGAAUCCUAUUAAAAGAUAAUAACAACCUCUGAUAAGGACCUGAACAUUCAUUACUCACAACUACACAAUUAAUAAAUGUAUCUUAACUGCUACAUAUUUUUCUGCAUAAAUACCAUUGUAUUGCCAGUGUGUAAAUGGGCAAACAGUCACAUUUUAAUG